AUGGCCCCGAACUCCCGCAUCAUUCUCACACGUCAUGCGCAAGCGGAGCACAACGUUGACUUGGACUAUAGCAUCCACGACGCACCGUUGACGGCGCUCGGCAAGAAACAAGCAGCAAGCCUUGCACCUCAAGUAGCAAAGCUGCAACAAGAAGUCGAGCUGGUCGCCACAUCACCACUAGCACGAACAUUGCAAACAACGAAACUCGGCUGGGCACCGGCUGUGGAGCGCCUAGGUAUCCAGAAUGUAGUCUGCCUCCCCCAGGCACAAGAAUGCAACGAUCUCCCAUGCGACACCGGCAGCUCUCGAGAUGUCCUAGAAGCCAACCCAGAGUUUGCCGGCUUCAACUUCUCCACCUUAACGCCGGACUGGACGAGCAAACAAGGCUUCUGGGCGGCAGAUCCCAAGUCCAUUUCCAACCGUGCACGAUGGGUGCGGCAGUGGCUGCGAGCGCGACCGGAGAAAGACAUUGUACUUGUCGCGCAUGGCGACGUCCUACGCAACAUCACUGCUGGUCCGAACGGGCCUAGCAUGUACGGCUGGAAAAACGCCGAGGUCAGGAUCUUCAAGUUUGAUCCGGAGUAUGUUGAUACUGAGGACUGCUUCCUUGACCAGAAGGGUGUGGUGGCAGUCGCUGGUGGGUAUGCGCCGACCUCGACGGAGAUGGAUCUGGUGGGAGGCGACCCAUUCAAGGAGGCGAAUGGUAAGAUGUGA
This is a messenger RNA of Baudoinia panamericana UAMH 10762, 714 nucleotides long. RefSeq lists its product as uncharacterized. The record is from RefSeq and is a predicted model, not a curated record. NCBI's taxonomy places the organism in Eukaryota, Fungi, Ascomycota, Dothideomycetes, Mycosphaerellales, Teratosphaeriaceae. The transcript is spliced from 2 exons. Gene Ontology annotation, molecular function: phosphatase activity. Gene Ontology annotation, cellular component: cytoplasm. The coding region runs from base 1 to 714 and encodes 237 amino acids.